AGAGAAAAUGGCGGCCACACACACACACAGAGGUGAUGUGUGUAUUGAUGGCUGUGUGUCUGUGUGCGUGUCUGCGUGUCCAUGGAAGGAGGAUUGAUGCUGGGGCGCCGUGCCAAUGAGGUCGACCUUGUUCAUGUCACAUUGUCUGUGGAAACAAAGUGGACACACAAAAAGGGUCUCAAGGAACCUCACACCAUACUCAUCCCCUCACACAAAGACAGAGAGAGACCAGAUACGUCCUUUAUCACAUGGCCGGCGGCCCAAAUAUAGGUGGCAGCGAGCAGUCCACCACAGUGGGCCGCCGCUCCAUGUCUCCCACACCACACGACCACCACAACCCGUGUGGCCACGCACCUGGAUCACCCCCACGCCCGUAGCCACGCACCACCACAGCCGGCGAUCCAUCAGCACCAGCCGGCAGCAACGCGUGCGGGCUCGCGUCCCUCCCCUCCCGCUCUUCUCGAAGGCGCCUUCGCGAAUGUUGAGAGGUGGGCACUAGGUCGUGAGGCGACUGGUUAGCCAUGUCGAGUGCUGGAGAAACGCGGAAUGUCGGUGGUGCGGGGGGGAUGUCGAAAAGGAUGGGCCGCGACGCUCUGGGGAGGGAUGGUGGACGUGGGUGUGGGCGUGAUGGUGGCAGUGUGGGCGAUGGCGGGCAUGGGAAUCCGAUUUGGUCGAGGGUCCAUGCGGCCAUGUCUCGCUGGAGCUGCACAUCCUCUGCCACAUCCAGCUGCCACUGCAGAACGAAAUGAAGGAAGGAGAGGUGGUCACAGCAGGUGUGUGAGCAUAUGGUCGGUCACCUGUGUGACGGUCCACCAUAUGCGGAACGCCCUCAUCUUCUUCUUCAGCAGCUUCUGCCGCACCACCCCCACAAUCCUCCGCACACCGAGCUGCGCAUUCACCUCCCGGAUGGCUCUCAUGGCCGCCCUGUAGUGGUCCACCUCUGCCAACAAACACCCGACAAACACACCUUUCCGUGUCAUGCCUCCCGCCCUCCCAAUCCGCCCAUCCCACACACACACACACCCUGCACAGCGUGAUGCUGGGUCAAUGCGACAGCUGGUGAGAGAAUGAGGCGCAUGAAGGGCAUCAGGGCACGCCGCAUGCACUGAUGCAGCACACGCUGAACCUUCUCCACUGCAAUCUUCUGCGAAGCCUGUCCAACAGACAGAAUGAGCUCCUGCCAUGAUUGAUUGCCAUGAUGACGGACGGCAGAUGCGGGCAGGUGUGUGUACCUACCAGCAAAGGCGCCCCUUUCUUGCGAACGCGCAGAAGGACAGGCCGAGAGAGGCGAUUCCGCAGCUCAUCGAGGCUGAGGCCUUGGGCCACGAUGGCCAAUCUAACGAGUCCCUCUUUUUUGACGCGCUCGCCGUACAGCCGCCACAUUCUACAUCCACACACGAACACUCGAUGUGUCUCAUCCAUCGCCUUGGCCCUUUCGUCUCUGUGUGUUCUGACCUGUGCAUCCGUCCGACCCCUCCACCGAUUCGAGCCCACUUGCGCCACUUUGAAGGCGACACAGCAGCAGGCCCCAGCACCCCGGCAUCCCCGGCGCCCCUCUCAGCGGGCCAGCCAUCGUCUUCGGCGACUCUUCUUGACGCCGCUAUCGCCUCACUCCCACUUCCCUGGUCUUGCACGAGGGCUGAAGUGGUCCUUGCUUCGGCUUCACGACUAUCGUCUUCUCUUGGCGGCUCGUCGAUGGGCUCAGGUGGAACGUAGAAGGCACUCCAGUCUCCCCCUCCUUCAUCUCCUUCAUCUUCGCUCGGGGCUCUGGAUACCUGACCUGAAGAGGCACGGGAGGAGGCUGCCCUUGACGGAAUGGCCUCCAUCCGAUUUCGUUAUGCUUUAUUCAC
Messenger RNA from Vitrella brassicaformis, 1850 nucleotides. The record is from the annotation of a GenBank genome assembly. NCBI's taxonomy places the organism in Eukaryota, Vitrellaceae.